AAUCCAGAUUCGUAAAAACGUUCAGCUUCCUCAUCACUCUGAAUUAACCCCCGCCAAAAUGAAAUCCAAUUUCAAUUCCCUCCAUUUGCACCAAAUUGAAUUAAAUUAAAAAAAAAUCCAUAUCCACACUAUACUGAACAAUAAACAAAAAAUAAACAAAUAAAAAAAUAAAAACCUUCUCACAUUCUCAUUUCCAUGGCGGAAUUCGAAGCUCCCUCAUUCUCUCUAGGUCUCGAUCUUGACGACACUCCCCCACCUUCUCCUCCUCCCUCCCCCAUCCCCGACCCGCUCCUUCAAGUCCCCGACUCCGAUCCGGAAACCCGACCCGAUCCACCAUCUCGUACACUCAAACGCCUCCGUCGAGGUCCCCCUUCCUCCUCCAUCCACCACGAAACGGAACCGCUACCUUCAUACUUUGACGCCGAUGACGAUAUCGAGGAGUUCUCUUCACCAGAAAAACCCGUUCAAGGAUGUAGCAGUUCGGUUAAGAAUCGAUCUGUAUGUAGCAGCUCAAAAGUCUCGUUGAAAAGUGUUGGAGUUUUAACUCCCCAUUCAUUUACCAACUCUAGUGGGAAGAACAAAAGAAAACAUGCUUCUAGUCCUGUUCGCAGGUUUCAAUUGCUUGAUUCUGAUUCUGAUGAUUCUGAUGAUUCUGAUGAUGAUGAUAUGUUUGGUGAGGAUAUUGGUGGUGUUAAUAAAGUUGGCCCCUCAGUUGGGCCAUUGGGUAACCAUAGUGCGCCUUUCACUUCUUUGGAACAAGAUGGAAAGACGCAAUUUGAUGUGAACCAAAGGUGGAAUUUAUGGAAAGAUAUUUCUCCGGUGAAGAAUAUUUCCGUUCCUACACCUGCGUUCAAUGAUAUGUUUGAAGAGUACUUUAGUUCGGCCAAGAACAUGGAAGUGCCAAGAUCAGGGAUUGGUAUAUCUGAAAAUCAUAAUGAGAUGUAUCGUGGUGUUGAUUCUGGUCUGCAGCAGGAUGAACAGAUAUGGGAGGUGACAGGUCCACUUCCUCCUGCUCAUUGUUAUUUUUUCAAUGAGGAUCCAAGAAUUCAACAUUUGGUACGGAGUCGCCUGUGUAAUUUUUCUCCAUUAGGUGUCAACGGAGUGAAUCAGCAACAAAAUGUCUCUCAUAUCGAUUACAUGGGACAAUUUGACAAUGGGGGAGCUUCUAAAAUGCCAGGAGUUCAGAAAGGGCGUGUUAAUGGCUCAACAAGCAGAAGAAGCAAAUCAGCAAAUUUGAAUGUUCAAGAAACCUUUAAUGCUUCUGAAGGUUGGGUGGCUCCCAAAAUCAGUUCUCCUCUCGGCAGUGGAACAUCCAGUAGAAAGAAAGCAACAAAGAGAAACAGCACUAAGAGCAGUGUGUCAAAAAGAAAAAGUGCACAAAGCAUAUUAAAUCCUUCAAAUGUUUCGGGAAAUUGGGUGGAACCCAAGAGCCGCACUAUGCCGAAAGAUGCAGGUAGGAGACGUGUCCAAGCAAGUGGGCAAUCUGCUGGUCAAUCUACUGGUCAUUGGUUUACAGGAUCCGAUGGAAGAAAGGUUUAUGUCAGCAAAAAUGGACAAGAGAUGACUGGCCGAAGUGCUUACAUACAUUAUCGGAAGGAGAGUGGAUCAGGAUUCAAGAAAUCCAAAAAGAAAACACGUACCAAGAAGGGAAACUAAACAUUUGAUGCAACUUAUUGUUCCGGCCAGGUGCACAUUCAAUCACUUUUUUCACAGAAUCCGGUAAAUUACUUGUUGAUCUAUGGCUAGUAUUACUCAGAAGGUUGGUUGUGUUCAAUUGCCAUAAACUUCUGGAGUUGUUCUGGAUGGGGCAAGGAAGUACAUGUUUGGGGCUUUUGUUGCUUAUCCGGAUGGUUCUGUAAUAUGCAUCAAGAUCUAAGGUCUUGUCACCAUGACUGUAGCUUUAAGAUAUUGAUUCACUUUUUAAUUUCACCCACUAAGCCUUGAUUCACCACAUGGUUACUUAGUGCUAUCCCAAUUUGUAAAUGAGACAAUGGUGUACAAAAAGAAGGAAAAAAUGGUUGAAGUUACUGAAGACAUUGAGAAAACCCUUUUUUCUAUCUCGCAUUGAGUGUACAAGAAACUUUAAGUAUUCUAGCUUUAUCUAUGAACGUUUACUUUUAA
This is a messenger RNA of Lathyrus oleraceus (garden pea), 2121 nucleotides long. RefSeq lists its product as uncharacterized. The transcript is spliced from 5 exons. Lineage: Eukaryota; Viridiplantae; Streptophyta; Magnoliopsida; Fabales; Fabaceae. The record is from RefSeq and is a predicted model, not a curated record. Bases 196 to 1656 code for a protein of 486 amino acids.